Plasmopara halstedii is the source of this 582-nucleotide messenger RNA. RefSeq lists its product as uncharacterized. The transcript has 2 exons. NCBI's taxonomy places the organism in Eukaryota, Oomycota, Peronosporomycetes, Peronosporales, Peronosporaceae. Bases 1 to 582 code for a protein of 193 amino acids. The record is from RefSeq and is a predicted model, not a curated record.
AUGGGUGCAAACACGGCCAUCUGGUCGCCCAACAAAAUUGACAGAGCAUUUUGGGAGUGGGUCCACGUCAUCAAGUCGAUUGCGACUGAGCAUUUUCGCAAACUUGACGGACAAAUCUUUUGUCGUUUUCAUGCGAUCGCCAAGGUGCGCGACGUUCGCUUUCGCUUUAAGAACUUUUAUGACCUGUUGGUCGAAGGAGACAUUGUUGUAUGUCGUGGAGACAUGGUGGAGUACCCAUCAUCAUCGUUUUUGCAUCCAUCGUCGUCGACUCUCAUGAAUUGGCCCCAAACGAUGGAAAAGAAUUCUUCUAUUGUUUCGACUCGUUCCGAGCCAUCUCAAAAGAAGCUGAAGUUCACCACUCUUUUGCAUAUGGAAGUGGGCAACCCCGUCUCGAUCAACGGAAUUCUCGAAGGCGAACAAUCGACAGCGGUGCCGUCGAUGGCGUUUCCGUCGGCACUGCACUUGCAGAUGAGGGACGUAAGGAUGCAUUUGGACGAGAUCGUAGCAUCCUCGAAUGCAAAUGCGAACGUGAUCGCGAAGAUGGGCUAUCAAUUACAAAGGCGACAAAUCACUGUGAAUUGA